Messenger RNA from Oryza brachyantha (malo sina), 1665 nucleotides. Its product is annotated as desiccation-related protein At2g46140-like. Gene Ontology annotation, biological process: response to desiccation. Bases 188 to 1126 code for a protein of 312 amino acids. The transcript is spliced from 3 exons. NCBI's taxonomy places the organism in Eukaryota, Viridiplantae, Streptophyta, Magnoliopsida, Poales, Poaceae. Gene Ontology annotation, cellular component: cytosol. The record is from RefSeq and is a predicted model, not a curated record.
GGUACUAUGCCCAAAGCCCCGGCAUGCGAUGCUUGGAUUAAAAGCCGCCGCUGAUCGCGUCGCGCGCUCCAUUCCAAUUCCAACGCCGGCCUGACGCCUGUCCGUCCUCCUCCCUAUUCUCCUCGCGAUCGAGCACGCCGUUGCUUCCAUCGUCGAUCCUUCUCCCUCCCUACGUCCACGCACCAGCAUGUCAUCCUCAGAUAGCCCAAAAGUGACUGAAAGGAAAGCUGACAAGGACCAUGAUGGGCAAGAUGAUGGAGAGAAGGGAGGUUUCCUAGACAGGGUUAAGGAUUUCAUUCAAGACAUUGGUGAAAAGAUUGAAGAUGCAGUAGGCUUUGGAAAGCCUACAGCUGAUGUUACUGGGAUCCACAUACCUCAAAUCAGCCUUGAGAAGGUGGAGCUCAUUGUUGAUAUCCUCAUCUCGAACCCGAACCCCGUGCCGAUCCCUCUCGUCGACAUCGAAUACUUGAUCGAAAGCGAAGGGAGAAAGCUCAUCUCUGGCACAAUCCCUGAUGCUGGAACCAUAAACGCUCAUGGCUCAGAGACUGUGAAAAUCCCUCUGCUACUCAUCUAUGAUGACAUCAAGAGCACAUAUGGGGAUAUCAAGCCUGGAAGCAUCAUUCCAUACAAGGUCAGAGUUGUGAUGCACAUAGAUAUCCCGGUAAUCGGAAGGAUCUCUAUACCUCUGGAGAAGAAUGGUGAGAUCCCAGUGCCUUACAGACCAGAGGUUGAUGUAAGCAAGAUCAAGUUUGAGAAGUUCUCCUUCGACGAAGCAACCGCGACUCUCCAUCUGAAUCUUGACAACAAAAACGACUUCGACUUGGGGCUGAACUCUAUGGAUUAUGAAGUGUGGCUCUCAAAUGUGAGCAUUGCAUCUGCUGAGCUCAAAGAAACUACAAAUAUUAAGAAGCAGGAAGUAACAACCAUGAACUUACCAAUCAGCUUCAGACCCAAGGAUUUUGGUUCUGCUAUGUGGGAUAUGAUAAGGGGAAGGGGAACUGGUUACACCAUAAAGGGGCACAUUGAUGUGAACACUCCUUUUGGGCACAUGAAAAUACCUAUAAGCAGAGAGGGCGGAACUACUCGCCUUAAGAAGGAAGAUGACGACGACGAUGAUGAGGAGUAAAAGGUGGCAAGCAUAGAGAUUUUGUGGAACAGCAAUGCUUUCAAGAAUGUGCCCUUUGUAUGCUAGCCAAGUUUCCAUUUCUGCUUACGCUAUCAGAUUAACAUGCCAGCUUAUGUAAACCUGCUAAGGUCUACUUUUUUUCCCUAUAUUGCUGGUCUUGUAACUCUGCCUGCUGGUAGUUCAUUAUUUAUCUAAUUACAGCACGGCCUGAAGAAUAUAUUUUCAACAAUGCAAGUUUAUUCUGCAUGGAGUUUUAUUUGUGAUUAUACAAUGUAUUUGUUUAUAGUCUCAUAUGAUAUUCACACAUGUUCUGUCGGAGGCUUGGAGCCAGGGUGACUGACUGUUUACAUACUCAGCAAGUCGCGCGAAAUAUGAACACGCAAGCUUCAACUAGAGCCUUGGUUAUUCUGCAAUCCUUUUGUUUGUAAAUAUUUUCAUUUCACUAAGUAUGUACUCUUUUAAUUGCCAGCAAGAACUUGUAUCUAAAUCAUUUUUGUGAGAAGCACUGUAACAACUCAAUAGAGCCAUUCUUGAUUUAU